Molecule: messenger RNA, 1746 nt
Organism: Haliotis rubra (blacklip abalone)
Lineage: Eukaryota; Metazoa; Mollusca; Gastropoda; Lepetellida; Haliotidae
Product: fibropellin-1-like
Exons: 13
Coding region: 1-1746 (581 amino acids)
Molecular function (GO): calcium ion binding
Source: RefSeq, a predicted model, not a curated record
AUGGGCAAUGACAUUUACAACCAUUGUGAGGACAAUACCUGCGUAAAUGGCACGUGUGUGGAUGAAAUUGAUACAUUCACCUGUAGCUGCGCAGAUGGCUUUACUGGGGAGUUCUGUGAAACUAACAUAGAUGACUGUGUUCAAGGGCCUUGUGUUCAUGGAACCUGUGUGGAUGGAAUCAACAGCUACACUUGUAUCUGUGAACAGGGAUACACAGACAUGAAUUGUUCUACGGAUAUCGAUGAUUGUCAGAACGGGCCUUGCCAAAACGGUGGCAUAUGCCAGGACUUCCUUAAUUAUUUCAACUGCUCGUGUACCCCUGGAUUCACCGGACCCCUGUGUAAAACAGAUAUAGACGAAUGUUCCAGUAACCCGUGUGUGAAUGGCACCUGCAGUGAUCUGCCCAAUAUGUACAACUGUACUUGCACACCUGGAUAUGAAGGGAUUAACUGUGACUCAGAUAUCGACGAGUGUUCAACGAACCCAUGUCUGCACGGUACCUGUGUCGACCACGUCAACAUCUACACCUGUGACUGUGAACCUGGGUAUACAGACGGAAACUGUAGCACAGAUAUCGACGAGUGUGCAACGAACCCAUGUGUCAACGGUGCCUGUGUCGACCACCUCAACAACUACACCUGUAACUGUGAACCUGGGUAUACAGACAUGAAUUGCGGUACAGAUAUAGACGAAUGUUCCAGUAACCCGUGUGUAAAUGGCACCUGCAGGGAUCUGCUAAACAUGUACAGCUGUACCUGCACACCUGGAUAUGAAGGGAUUAAUUGUGACAAAGUUGUUACUGAAAUAUACGUUCUUGGUGUAUGUGGAAUCGUAAAAUAUAAUUGUUUAUUUUGUUUUGUAGAUAUCGACGAGUGUGCAACGAGCCCAUGUAUUCACGGUACCUGUGUCGACCACGUCAACAACUACACCUGUGACUGUGAACCUGGGUAUACAGACCGGAAUUGCAGCACAGAUAUCGACGAGUGUUCAACGAACCCAUGUGUCAACGGUACCUGUGUCGACCACGUCAACAACUACACUUGUACCUGUGAACCUGGGUACACAGGCUUGAACUGCAGCACAGACAUAGACGAAUGUUCCAGUAACCCGUGUGUGAAUGGCACCUGCAGUGAUCUGCCCAAUAUGUACAACUGUACCUGCACACCUGGAUAUGAAGGGAUUAAUUGUGAUUCCGCCAUUGAUCCCUGUGCAAUGAAUCCCUGUCAAAACAGCGGUUUAUGUACACAGACCUCAAACGGUUUUACCUGCUCCUGUCCUGCUGGUUUUAUAGGGGCUACGUGUCAGACAGACAUUGACGAUUGCGCCUCCAACCCUUGUCAAAAUGAAGGCACAUGUCAAGACCGAAUCAACGCAUUUGAGUGCCUCUGCCCUGCGAACUUUAGUGGCCUGCUGUGUGAUAUACUCAUGGGAUGUACCUGCCCUUGUCUACUGAACAGUACCUUUGACGGCAGUGAACUGGCGGCAAGGAUCAAGUGGCUCAAAGAAUUAUUAACCAUCGACAAAUCUACACUGUCCAGCACAAUACGGAAGAGGAUCAGCGUCCCAGACGAAAGGCCCACAUCAACCGGAAUCGGGUUCAGCGGAAUAUGCUGCCUUGUUGCGGCCUUUGGAUUCUUCGUGAUAUCAGACAUCCUUAACGUCAUACAAGCUUUAACAAAAAACACCUCUCUCAAAGACGAUCCUGCAAAACGAAAAGUCAACGUAGAAGAAUCAAAACGAACAUAG